AUGUCACUCACGUGGCCGUGGCAUUUUGUGUCGGUCUCUCCAGCCGAAAAGCAACAUCGUCGGGAGCUUCUCGAUCUUCGCGGAUACUAUGCUCAAGGCUCAGUCCUGCUCGUCAUUGUUCUUACUCGGCUAUACAAGGUCUAUUCUGAGAGUACAAAGAGCGCAGACAGGCCUAACAAUAGGCGCAGUCGUAGGCCAAAAUCAUGGUUGGAUUCCCCACCCCUUGCAGGCUGGGUCGAAACGCGACGACAGUAUAUAUUCUCCUUGAUCUGGCUUGGAUGGCUGUUGAGCCUUUCAGUAUGGAAUACAGGGGAUGAUUAUCUUCAUCUCACCAAAGCUCUCGGCCACGUUGGCCUCUCACAACUCCCAUUCCAGGUUCUUAUGUCUCCUUCUUUAUACAUUAUCACUUCAAAAUCAGGUUCACCGUCAAUCCUGUCUGUCUUAAUAUCCAUUCCCCAGCCGGCAUUAACACCCUACCAUCGCCUUUUGGGCCGACUGGUUCUCCCGCCUCUUCUUGUUGGGCAUGCUACGUUGUAUCUGUCAUUCUUCGUGCAGUCGAGUCACCCUGACUUCAGCUCUUUAUUUGCGAAACGAAUCCAAGACCUCGAUGUUCAGUGGGGUAUUAGUGCUGUGAGUAUAGCGAUUCUCCUCCUGCUGUUUGCACGGCCGUUGAGUGCAUCACGUGGCGUGUGGUCAUGGACGACGGCCUCGGUUAAAACCAAGCGACAAGUCUUUUAUAUAACACACAUCUUUUUGGUGGCGACGCUGUGCCUCGCUGCUUACUUUCAUGUCGUCCACGCUCGAGUGUUUGUCCUUGAGGCAUUGGUGGGCUUUGCGAUCAAUGUGGCAUGUUGUUGGAUGAAGGGACGAUAG
Molecule: messenger RNA, 873 nt
Organism: Aspergillus tanneri
Lineage: Eukaryota; Fungi; Ascomycota; Eurotiomycetes; Eurotiales; Aspergillaceae
Product: putative metalloreductase Fre8
Exons: 2
Coding region: 1-873 (290 amino acids)
Source: RefSeq, a predicted model, not a curated record